AAAAAAUGCAACGUACCGUUGAGUCCAUCAUCAGUAGUGAUAUCAAUUUGAGGUUCCAUAAUGGUUUGAUAGUGCAUGGGAAGUAAAGCCGCUUAAAACUGUGAUUUGACUAGUAAAUAUCGAAUAUCGUUUGAUUGAAUCGCUGUCAAUGUACUCUGGAACCGUAUUUACGUGACCACAUUGCAUAUUCGGCUGUUAAUUCGUUUAGUAAAAUCGAACAACCCAAAAUGGAAGAAACACAAGUUGUAAUCGAGAUGCCACAAGUGGAAUACAAAAUAGACUCAGUUCCGAACACUGAAUCGGAAGAAAUUAUUGAGUAUUGCUUAGAUGCAGCGACCAACAUUACUCAACCCGUUAAAAAUGAUGGAGAUCACGAUGCAUUCAGUGAUGAAGGGAAUGAAAAAGUGCUGACUACCCUUGAAACAAUACAAACGGAUGGCCACGAAGACGAAGAAUCCUUCUCCACAUAUGAAAUCGAGGACUUACCAGUAAAUGAUCAACCGGAAAGUUCUGCAGAACCGGUCACAUCUAAGACCGAUCAACUAUCAGAGAGUGAAAUAGCGCGGCUACAGUUGGAGAGUUUGGGUACACAAAAAGUGGGGCGACCGAAGAAAUCGCAGGUGACGAUUCUUGAUGAAAAGGGAAACAUUUCAUCGAAGAAACUCAGUGAUGCAGACGAAUCACAUACAAAACUGGAAUCAGCAACACCAGUAACAUUACUAAGCUUGGAUACGACGAAUGAGGAGGUUGUGGAAGAAGCGUGUGAAGUUGUUGAAAUUGCCGUAGAAGAAUUAGAUGCAUCAAAUGCGAAUGACGGUGACUGUACCCUUGAAAAUCGAAUAUCUAAUUUGACUGAAUCGCCAAGUACCGGAAUCGAAAUUCCGAAAGAGCUUAUAACCGGUAGUGCCUUAUCUUCGCCAAUGUUUGUGCAAAAUAAUUCAAAACCGCUGCAAAAUGAAGAUCUACUGGCAAUACUUGAAGGAAACGAUGAAUCAUUUGAGGAGCAUAAAUCAACUGAUGCCAGUAUGACGGCUGAAAAGGAGAAGGAGGUCGCACUCAAGCAGAUGAUGAGUCUGCCGGUGAAUCCACGAGGUCGUCGACCGAAUCCCGCAAAGACGAAGAAAAAGGAAACGAAACCGAAAACCAGCAAUUUGGUAAAUGCUUUGGUGUCGGAUUGGAGCGACAACGAUAGCAAGAAGGGAGAAAGUGAAGGCGAAUGUGAAAAACCAAAGCAAACACCAAAGUCCUCAAAGCCAGUGGCGGUAAUAAAUCAGCAAAUCGAUAACGAACGCAGCGAACGCCGCUCCCGCAUUAUAAAAAAGAAAAUCAUAUGGGACCCAGAUGCACCGGAAACUGCUUUUUCGUAUGCAAGUUUGGUGCAGAGUGCGCCAAAGAAACCAAAAAUUGCUCAAACAAAAGCAAAAGAGAAGGAGGCCGAUGUAAUUGAAGAGACUGGUGACGCCCGUAAACGAAAGUCAGAAUCAAUCUCACCGGCGACUGUCAAGAAGAAGAGAGUUGGUGAAAUUGACAAACUGUUGGCCGAUGAGGGAGCAAUUAAUAUUCUGAAUGCACUCAAACACGAGAACAACAAUGCUGAUCUCUCCGAUGCCGACAGCAUUCCAGUGGAAAAGAGCCCCAGUAAGCGAAUAGCGCGUAAAGUAAACACUGAGGCGAAUGAUGUGCCGUCCGCAUCACGCAAUUCUGAAUCAGCCAAGUGUGACACACCAAAUCAAAAAAAUGCACGCAAACCCAAAAAUGCAACUGUUGCGGUCAAAAAGGAACCCAAAAAGCGUGCUCCAAAUAAAUCAAAUGCAUCUGAGUCAUGGGACUACAUUUACAACUCGGGACAUCGCGGCGAUGAUUCAAUGAUUAUCCGUAGAAGAUCGAACAGUUCCUACUCGAGCACGGCAAGCCUACGGCUAAGCAUCGACGGAGCACCGAAUGAAAAUGAAAAAUCGUCGGAAACCAGUGAAAAGACGUUUGAGUUCGCCAAACCGACUGUAAAAAAGAACUCAGCGAGUGAAUUGUCGCCCCAAAGACAGUUGAUAUUAUCGGAUAUGCGUGGAAAGAAGAGUAUAUCAAAAGUGGACGGUGAAAGUGCAGUACGUCGUUCCUCUCGUGCAGCCGUUGUUGAGAGUGUCGAAUCGAACAGCGUUAAAGCAGUUGCCGAACAGCAUAAAAAACAAGAAACACAAUCGAAACGGAAGGUCACAGAGAAAGGCAACGAUACCGCAUACACCGAAAUCAAUAUUAAGAUGCUGAAAAAUUGCGCUCAUAUCGUGUUGGCGCCGAAUGUCAGCGGAAAACUCCGGAAUUCGUUUAGCAUACAGAUGUUGAACGAGGUGACCAGAGCUCUAAAAGAUUUAAGUACAAAUUCAACCGUCCGAGCCGUUCUAAUUUCCUCGAGCAAUGCUUCGUUUUGCAAUGGAAUCGACUUUUCGAAUUUAGUGCAAAACACGGUGGAUAAAAGAAAGCAAUCGGCAACCGAACUAUCUACUGCGUUGAGCGAGUUCAUAUUAUCAAUUGCAAAAUUCCAAAAAAUAUUGAUUGCCGGAGUUCAUGGACAUACGGUUGGCAUAGGUGUAACCAUCCUGCCGUUGUUUGAUAUUAUUUAUGCCACCAAUAAAGCGUCUUUCGCUACGCCUUACGCAAACAUUGGUCAAGUGCCUGAGAACGGAUCCGCCUUCGUUAAAUCAAAUAAACUGUCACAUCGUUUGAAAACCGAACUACUUUACUUGAAUGAGACAGUCAAAGCAGCAGACGCCCUCCAAAAUGGUUUAAUAACAAAGAUUAUCAAUUCCGACGCAUUCGAAUCUGAAAUCGUACAUCAAACGGAACAAAUUGCAAUGCAGUCAUCUCAGUCGAUGGAGGCAACGAAGUCACUAACGCAUGUUGAUGUUAUUGACAAGUUGGACGAUGACUUGGCAAAGGAACAAAAACUACUUAUUCAGCACUGGGCUACAGCAGAAUGUCAGGACAGAUUUAAGAAUUUUCUGUCCAAAGAAAAGUGGCAAAAUUAAUUUUUAAUUUUUCUUUUCGUUUUUGACAAAUAAUUUUAGAUGAUAAUUUGAACUAGCAAUAGGAAUCGUUUAUAUAUAGCGCGCUAACCACGUCGUAGUUGUGUUGACAAACUAAAAAGAAAAGUAAAAUUAAUUUAACUUUGUUAAUGAACACAUUGUGUUUGAAUGAAAUAUUAAACUUAAUUACAAAGUCCUAGGGUUAUAUAUCAUGUUAUCGCAGGACACCUUUUUUUUUUUUUUGGAGAAAGUAAAAACCACAUCAUUUAUAUUUUGAAUAAGAAUCGAUUGUAUUUUGAUUAAAUUUUAUAGUUAUUAAGGAUUGAAAACAAAAAAAUUUUUAUAAAAAAUUAAAUUUAAGUUUAAGUUCAGGUUUUUUAUAAAAGUGCAAUUUAUUCAAGAAAAUAUAUUAGCAUUAUUAUUGAUCGACAAGGUGUGCA
Bradysia coprophila is the source of this 3457-nucleotide messenger RNA. RefSeq names its product HP1 and insulator partner protein 1 (gene HIPP1). Lineage: Eukaryota; Metazoa; Arthropoda; Insecta; Diptera; Sciaridae. The record is from RefSeq and is a predicted model, not a curated record.